AUGAUGUGGGACUCCAAUAAGCCAGCCAAUUCCAAAGACUGUAGCAUGGGCGCCGAGGCCUAUUGUUGCGCUGGCGAGAAGGAGUCGCAAGAGGACGAGCAACCAGAAAUCGAUUACCGCGAUGACACUACUGCGAAACAGUUUGACAGUCUUCUGCAAAGCUUUCUCGAGGACCCCGUGUGCCCGCCCGGAUUUGAGACCGAGUAUACAAUGAGAACUGGAGUUUAUUCACGAGACUUACUCCAACGUGAGAAGACGGACAAGGGAAUAGUUCUGGUUUCACUUGUUCGCCUCAUGGCAAUGUGGUACACGUCUCAGAAUCCAGACAAGAAGAUAACAGAGUUAUACCAGUUGCGUCUCGAACAGCAUGGGUACGCUGAAACAGCUGCCAAUGUGACCACUUAUCACGAUGUCAUGUUUCCAGGCUCUUUGUCUUCGAACGGAAUGCCCAGCUACGAUCCCGAAGCUAUGGCCGCAAGCUCGAUCUGCAAUCUUCGUCACUCAAGAGAGGCCCUGGACAACCUUUCUGUUGCCUCAGAAGCUCUAUGUCAGAUCCCAGGUAGUAGUGAGUCAGUAUCGUCGAAGCGAGACGUUCUCAAACCUCGCAUCUUCGACGCAUCUACCAUGGAAGAUCGGAGUCAAAAUCGUCAGCUACCAAGUGUUGCAGUUGCCUUACAAGGCAUUCUAGACCGAGAGCUAACAUUGCACUAUCUGAGAUGGCUUAGGACUCGUGAUGAAGAAGAAGUCAUUCUCGAGAUAGCUUUCUGGAUUGGGGACCAGAUCGGUGUGACUCCAUCCCAGGAGAUCCUCGACCGCUAUUCCGAUAGCGGUCAUACCAUAUAUCGUGACCGAUGGGUUGUCUUUCAUUUUCAUAUCCCAAUUGAUCGGCGCACCUUCUUGGGCCAGCAACCGGAAUUCCUCGUUGGUGUUUCUAGCUUCAACAUGUACCACUCUCAGACUGUCGUUGUUCCAUACGUGGUGGAUAGAGGGUCACAUCAGGACUAUCGAGCUGAGUUCAGUUUCGCCGCCUCGGUUAGGCCUCGCGACGGUCGGACCCCCCUCAACAGCCAAGGCGAGAAUGGCCGGUGGGGUAUGAGGGGAUACAACGAGCGUGUACAGCCUCUGAACUGCCGAGAUAUAGCGGCCGAGAGGUGGUACCCAGGCUUCAAUUAUCAGGCAGCAGGUACGAUCUCAAGGAUAACACAGGGGAACCGACCAGAUCAGUACUCUAUAUUGGUGGAUGAGUUUGGUCGCUUCCUUCUACAGGAGGGUGUUUUCAGCCGCAGGAACUUAGCGUAUCUCUGGCCUGCGGUGGGCGAUGAGGCGGCGAACCUCGAUCCUAUGGCCAAUCUCAACGACGGUCGUAGAUUGUAUAACCCUCAGCUAGGAGCCUUUGACUAUAACUUUUCGGGCCUAUCAGACUCUGUGGGCGAUCUAAGUCGUUUCGCUCCUAAUCCGUAUCGAAACCCGCCGUCAUAA
Messenger RNA from Fusarium coffeatum, 1479 nucleotides. RefSeq lists its product as uncharacterized. The transcript is spliced from 3 exons. The record is from RefSeq and is a predicted model, not a curated record. The coding region runs from base 1 to 1479 and encodes 492 amino acids. Lineage: Eukaryota; Fungi; Ascomycota; Sordariomycetes; Hypocreales; Nectriaceae.